Chara braunii is the source of this 3207-nucleotide messenger RNA. The record is from the annotation of a GenBank genome assembly. Lineage: Eukaryota; Viridiplantae; Streptophyta; Charophyceae; Charales; Characeae.
UGGUAGAGGAACGUCCGGAAUUGUUGGCUCUCCUGUCUCUGUGGAAGUUAAUGUGAUUGGAAUUGGGCAUGAUGAAUUCACCUCUUCCCCUACCCCCCCCUCAGGGAGGCCAGGGUGGUGGAGGCUCGAAUUCGAAUUCACUGGUGGGAAACGAUGAAGCGGCUAGGAUUAAGUCUCUCCUUGACCUCUGUUUUGAUGAUGGGAUUUUCCCUGAAACAAAUAUUGACUUUGGUAUGACCGAAAUUGUGGAUGGAGUCGGGAUAUUGACUCUUAAUGAUGAUAUUGAUACAGCCACGGUAAACUGGCUUAAAGCUAGAACUGUAAUUGUCCUCUUUGACGAACCAGCGAUGUCACUAAGUGUAGCUCAAAGGGAGCAGCUGAUCCGUGUAUACGAAGAUGCUUGGUAUCUUGACGCGACAGUUAAUCCCUCCCAGAAACGAGGGAGAACUCAUGGCGAAGGUCCUAAUGUCACGUCAUACGUUGCCAGGUCGGAGAGAAUCGCCGAAUGGAUGGUUAUGAAAGGCGAGGAUAGAAUUCCGACACGUUCUGGGUCGGUCAAAGUCAAGUUCAAGCCAUGGAUGACCAAACAGGAAUUGGAAACCAUGCGUGACAAUGAAAUGGCAAGGAAAUUCAGGAUCAUUGCGCUUAGGGUUCCCCUCGAGGCUCUCUUCCCCCUCAAAUUUGCAAUUGAGAAAUUUAUGGGGAAAGUGUUGAUUAUGCACCCCCCUGAGAAGAGAGCAGAAGAACCUAGGCUAGGGAAUGUUCGAAUUGAUUGCGCCCCUGAGGUAAAAGACAGAUUCAUGGAGUGGGUGGUGGUGAGAAAGCCAGGUGGAGGGUUUUUGGAAGUACAGUUUGCAAAUCAAGAUACACCAUUCUGCAACAAAUGUUUGUGGUGGUAUCAUGAUGAAUUCAAUCCUGAGUGUCCAAGAUUUAACGAACCAAUGCUGGAAGGGAGAGGAGGAAGAGGUCGAGGGAGAAGAGACAGAGGCAGAGAGGAGGAGGCAUGGGGAGAGGAGGUCCUAGAGGCAAUGGUAGGGGGCUACCCGGGAAUGGAAGAACUAACAGAGGCGGAGCAACAGGGGGGGAGGAAAGGGGUAGAGGAGGAACCUCUGGCGAGGGAAGAGGUAGAAGUGGGGAAGAAGGGAGUAAUAGGGGAAGGGAAGAGAGUGGCCGAAAUGGGGUGGUGGGGAACAACGGUGACGGUAGAGGAGGAGGGUCAGAGACCCAGGCGGGAGGUGGAAGGAACGGGGGAAACUUGUACGACAGAGGUAGGGGCGGUGAAGGAAGGGGAUAACCUGGUUUUAGCAGGGGACUUUAAUACAGUCCUGCAACCAGGCGUGGACUCACCUGCGGUCGAACCGGUUAAGGCUGAUGCGAGGCAGCUCUCGUGCUUUAUAGAGGCGUAUGAGCUUACAGACACCUUCCGGCGAAUGAACCUAGACUGCCCAGGAUAUACGUGGCAUUCUGUGCAAAGAUCAGAUGAUCUGAAUGUGCCCCCGCCACCACAAAGACGCUUGGAUCUGAUUCUGGCAAAAGGCGAAGCUUGGGAAGCGGCAAUUCAAACAGAGGUGGUGCCAGACCCAUUAUCGGACCACUGGCCAGUGGUAAUGGACUUGAGAUUGAAUGCCGAAUCCAAGAGGAAAACAGGUUUCUUCAGAUUGAAUUCAGAGCAUCUGAAGAACCCUGGGGUACUAGAGUGGUGUGCAAAAUACUGGAUAGACUGGGAACAGACCAAAGGCUGGUUUGAAAAGGAAGAGGAGUGGGCGCAGGUGGGGUUCAGAAUGGUGACAAGAGCGUUGGAUGUAUUCUCCCGUAUUCUGACGAGAGAAAGAAACCAGGAGGAGGAUGAGUGUAGAGAAAUGGUGAAGGAAGCAGAGGACAAUAUAGGUCGGGAUCCUAUAACGGACCUAUACUGGGAAAGAAGGAGAGAUGUGUGGAUGAACAAAUGGGAGAUAUUGCAGGUUGAGCAACAGGAGGAGUGGGCGAAAAGAGCUAGGGAGAGAGGGAUGACCCAGAUGGACCGAAUGUCGAAAGAGACUUUUCGGAGACUGUGUCCAGCACGUCAAAACGGAGUAAUCCGGGCCCUGUUGCAUCCAUUUAACUCUCAAGCCGAUCUGGCAGAAGACACUGAGUCAAUGGCAGUUUACGCAGCUACGUACUACAGUGACAUCCUGACGUCCAGGCGGCCAGCGAAUCAGACGUUAGAGGAGUUGCAGUCAGAGGAGGACCUAUGGCAGUUCACGGAUAAGAGGCUGGCCCAACACGAAAGGAUAUCAUUGGAUCGACCACUGACACUAGAGGAGUUAAAGGCAGCAACGACAAGCAUGGCAAGAGGGAAGGCGUCAGGGGACGAUGGAUUACCAGUGGAGUUCUAUGCAGCCACAUGGGAAACCGUGGGCCUGAUUCAGCUGCGCUUGUACAAUAGGGUGCUGGAAGGCGAGGCGCUAACGGAGGACAUGUGCAGAGGCGUUAUCACUCUGCUCUAUAAGAAAGGGGGCAAGCAAAAUGUAAGAAAUUGGCGUCCAAUCUCUUUACUUAAUGUUUCAUAUAAGAUUUUGGCGAAAGCUCUGGCAAGGAGAUUAGCUAAUCAUCUUCCUGAGAUGGUGAAAGCGGACCAGGGGGCCUUCGUCAAAGGGAGAUCGAUUGCAGAGAACAUUCUGGUUGCCAUGGGAGCGUUGGAAAUAAUUAGCAGGGAGGACAGACAGGUGGUGGUGGCGAUGUUAGAUUUGGAAAAAACAUAUGACCGGGUUAAUUGGUCAUUUGUUUUGGCCACCCUAGAGCACAUGAAUUUUGGUGAGUGCUUCAGGAAAUGGGUGGCAGUGAUGUACCAAUCCUCCACCGCGACAGUCCUGAUUAACGGCAGUAGAUCGAAUAACUUUCAUUUGUCACGUUCCUUGCGACAAGGGUGUCUGUUAGCACCCCUCCUCUUUGUGGUGCAGAUGGAGGUAACUCUCAACGCAAUCAGGGCAUCUCCGAGAAUACGGGGUCUUCAGCUGAGAAUGGACAAGGUGGUAACUACUGGAGCCAUUGCGGAUGAUAUUUUGUUAAUCACCGAAGCUACCUCUGAGUCUAUGGAUGCCGCAAAACAAAUCCUGGAUCAGUACUCGACAAUGUCGGAAGCACAGGUGAACUGGGAUAAAUCGGUCUACUUCUUACCUUAGAACUACGAACUGGAGAACGACUGGUCAAUGAAAAGGGUGGGCACUG